Molecule: messenger RNA, 2043 nt
Organism: Anas platyrhynchos (mallard)
Lineage: Eukaryota; Metazoa; Chordata; Aves; Anseriformes; Anatidae
Product: acyl-coenzyme A thioesterase 1
Biological process (GO): fatty acid metabolic process; acyl-CoA metabolic process
Molecular function (GO): fatty acyl-CoA hydrolase activity
Source: RefSeq, a predicted model, not a curated record
CGGGCGGGCCGAGGGCUCCCCAACCCAGCCCAGCCCGGCCCGACCCGGCCCGGCCGGGCGGGCAGAGCGGGGCGGCGGUGCCCGGGGGCGGAAUCGCUGCGGGGCCAUGGGGCAGGUCGCUGCCCUCUCCCUGAGCCGGCUGAGCGCUCGCUGCUGGCAGAGGCUCCUCUGGCCCGGCCCCGCGCGGAUCCCAGGUGCCCUCCCCGCCCGCAGCCUGUCCUCCAUGGCCGCCAGCAUCCGCUUCUCGCCGGCCGCCCGCAGCCUCUUCGACGAGCCGCUGGGCAUCGCCGUGCAGGGCCUGGGCCCGCGGCAGCAGGUCACGCUGCGGGCAUCCUUGCGGGACGAGGCGGGCGAGCUCUUCGAGGCCCACGGCCGGUACCAGGCGGCGGACGACGGGGAGCUGGACCUGGCCCGCUGCCCCGCGCUGCCGGGAGGCAGCUUCAGCGGCCUGGAGCCCAUGGGGCUGCUCUGGGCUCUGCAGCCCCGCAAGCCCUUCUGGCGGCUGGUGAAGAAGGACGUGCAGACCCCCUUCCGCCUGCAGCUGGAGGUGUUGGAGGGCCACUGGGACCCCCCCGGGCAGCUCCUGGCCCAGGCCGAGCACGAGCGGCUGUUCCUGCGGGACGGGGUGCGCAGGGUGCCGGUGCGAGAGGGGAGGAUCCGGGCCACGCUCUUCCUGCCCCCCGGAAAUGGCCCCUUUCCUGGAAUUAUUGACUUGUAUGGAACUGGAGGAGGACUCCCUGAAUACAGGGCUUGCCUGCUGGCCAACUAUGGCUUUGCUGUGCUGGCUCUGGCUUUCUACGGCUAUGAAGAUCUCCCCAAAGAGAUGAAGGAGUUCCACCUGGAAUAUUUUGAAGAAGCCAUAAACUACAUGUUAAAACACACCCAGGUGAAAGGUCCAGGGGUUGGGCUGCUUGGAUUCUCGAAGGGGGGUGACCUGUGCCUCUCCAUGGCCUCGUUCCUGAAGGGCAUCACGGCCACCGCUGUGAUCAAUGGCUCGGUGGCGAACGUGGGCGCAGUGCUCCGCUACAAGGAUAUCACCAUUCCCCCCCUCGGUGCCGAUACAAAACGCAUCAAGAUCAACAAGUCUGGGAUUGCUGAUAUUAUCGAUGUACUGAACAACCCGUUAGAAGGGCCCAACCGCCGAAGCUUUAUCCCUUUGGAGAAGGCCGAGUGUCGCUUUUUGUUCAUUGUUGGCCAGGAUGAUCACAACUGGAAAAGUGAAUUCUUUGCAGUUGAGGGGAGCAAACAUUUGCAGGCACAUGGGAAGGAAAAGCCUGAGAUAGUCUGUUAUCCUGGAGCAGGGCAUUAUAUCGAACCCCCCUUUUUCCCAAUGUGUGCAGCCUCAAUGCACCUGCUAGUUGGCAAGCCUGUGAUGUGGGGAGGGGAGCCCAAGGCACACUCUGAGGCACAGAGAGAUGCCUGGCAGCAGAUCCAAGCCUUCUUCCACAGGCACCUCAAUGGCAAGCCCUCUGGAACAACUAAUAAGCUGUGAUGCGAGUUAGGUUACUUUCCAGAGGAAGAUGCUAGUGUUUCAGAUUAGUUUUGUUAUAUGGCUCUGAGUGAGAGCAAAGAACAUCAGCAAAUAAGUCGUUGAGUUUCUUCAAGGAAGAUAGUGAGAGCCAUGAAAGCUGCUUCCUUUUCACGCUGUCCUCUAACCUCAGUGACGUGUUGGCCUCCUUACUGUGUGUGGUUUGGGUUUCCAAGCUGUGGAAAAAUGGUGGUGGCAAGGCUGGGUCUGUUCUGAAUGAGCUUAAGUGGAAGGUAACUAAGUUGAGCUGAGAAAUGGGAUGAAAAUUUACCUUGCAGGGCUUCCUUAUAGGAAACAUGUUGGAUGCCGUUGUCCUUACCAGAGAUGGUUUCUUGCACUAUUCUUUCUAGAAGCAGCUUUUCUUUCUGCCUACCUCCAGUGAUCUUCCCCUUCUCCAGGUGCACUUUCUUCUAUUGUACUGCCUGUUCAUUUCCCCUCUCCCACAUCUCUGAAAUGUAUGCAUCUGCCUUAACACUGUCAAUUUUGAGAUCUAAUAUUAAUACGAUUUUCACUUA